Messenger RNA from Dinoponera quadriceps, 1469 nucleotides. Its product is annotated as histone-lysine N-methyltransferase SETMAR-like. NCBI's taxonomy places the organism in Eukaryota, Metazoa, Arthropoda, Insecta, Hymenoptera, Formicidae. The coding region runs from base 133 to 1143 and encodes 336 amino acids. The transcript is spliced from 2 exons. The record is from RefSeq and is a predicted model, not a curated record. Gene Ontology annotation, molecular function: DNA-binding transcription factor activity; nucleic acid binding. Gene Ontology annotation, biological process: regulation of DNA-templated transcription.
UACGAAUAUUAAGCGAAUUUAUAUAUCGGGUUGUCCGGAAAGUCCGUGCGGAUUUUUUAGUAAAUGGCGUUCAAAUGCAAAUUUUAGAAGUUGUGAUCAAAUAAAAAUAUUUCUCCUGGCAUCAGCUUGAAAAUGGAAGGAAAUAACGUGUUUUUUCGGUGUAUAAUGCUUUUUUAUUACCGUAACGGCAAAAACGCGACGCAAACUCGAAACAAGAUAUGUGCCGUGUACGGAGAGGAUGCUGUAAGCGAACGCAUGUGUCAGAAAUGGUUUGCCAAAUUUCGUUCGGGAGAAGUAGAUAUCGAAGAUGCUUCUCGCUCUGGUCGGCCAGUUACCACGGAUGUCGACCAAAUAACAGCUUUGAUCGCUUCCGACCGGCAAAUAGCAACUCGGGAAAUUGCAGCGAAGUUAAAAAUUGGCAAAUCAACUGUUUCGGAACAUCUAAGCAAGCUCGGAGUGGUGAAGAAGCUCGAUGUUUGGGUACCGCACAAUUUGACUGAAAAAAAUCUCAUGGAUCGCAUUUCUAUCUGCAAUAUGCUAUACAAAUGCAACGAAGACGAUCCAUUUUUAAAACGAAUUAUAACAGGCGAUGAAAAAUGGAUCAUUUACAAUAACAUUGAGCGAAAGAGGUCAUGGAGUAAGCGAGGUGAACCGCCAUUAAUUACUUCGAAGAAAGUUAUGCUCUCCAUUUGGUGGAAUUGGAAGGGAAUCAUACAUUAUGAGCUACUACCCAACAACCGAUCCGUCAAUUCGGACAAAUACUGUUUGCAACUAGACCAAUUAAGGGCAGAAGUCAACAAGAAAUGUACGGAAUUAGUCAAUCUGGAGGGCGUCAUUUUCCAUCAUGACAACGCCAGGCUUCGUACUAAUUUGCAGACCCGACAAAAAUUGUUGGAGUUUGGCUGGGAUAUUUUGCCUCACCCAUCAUCUUCACCCGACAUAACACCUUCCGAUUAUUACUUAUUCCGGUCCUUGCAGAACUCCCUUAAUGGUAUACGUUUUGUUUCUUUGGAACAUCUCAAAAAUUACCUAGCCAGCUUCUUCGCUGAAAAAACCCAGGACUUCUACGAGAGAGGAAUUAUGAGAUUACCCGAAAGAUGGAAGACUAUUGUACAACAAAAUGGCGCAUAUAUUACAGAUUAAAAUUAUUGUUAACUAAAAAAAAUCUUACAUUGGAAAUUUGCUUGAAAAUCCGCGCUUUCCGGAUUUUCCGAACAACUCAAUAUUAUAAAUAAGCUCGGGAGAGCUCCAUAUAAAUGGAUGGCCCACGUAGAUGAUUGACUAAUUUAACCUAAAAUUUUUUUAAUUGAAGGUUCAGCGGAAAGAUUCUCGGGCACCGGCCGAUGUGAGUGGAUAUGUGCAAUCAUACCCUAACGUUAUAACGGGCCCUCCCAGCUUAUUAAUUUAAAUAACGCAUUGUCAGAUUCAAUUUAUAUGAUUAAAUAAAAAUUAUCAUUUUCUUUGUUAAA